GUGAUCUUCUUUGCUCAUCUGUGAAAUAAACAAGCCUCUACUAUCGCGAUUAUUUGUAUUGCGAGCAGGAUGAUAAAGAUUAACAUAAGCAGGUCAAACUUCACAAAUUCAGCAUUAUCAACUGUUCUCUUGUCACUGUAAUCGAGCUCAAGUUAGAGCCGUUAUCAAAAACGUGCUGUCACUUGAUUAAAUCCAUCACUGCUUCUGCUAGAUAUAUUUCUAUUUUGCCUGUUGCUGCUGGGUACACACCGCCUAAUUUAUCCACGAGACGUUCUCUUAUCAGUGGUUGAUGUGUGAAAAGAGACAUCAACAAAAAGAGAGAAGAGAAAAGGCAGAUAAGCGUCAUUGACAAGGCGUCUGCUUUAGAAAAAGCCCCUUGCACCCUCCUUUUCCCUCUUCCAUCCAAAUAAAAUGUCUGCAACACCAGAAAAAACUGAAAGCUGGGACGUUGCAAUGGAAUCAUCCUCCUUGGACAGCGAUGCUCAUCUACGACAUCAGCAAUUGCUUGCACAAGAGCCCGCUUCGGGCUUAAUAUUUACUGGCCUACCGUGGCUGCACCACGAAGAUGGCUGGAAGGCUGGUUUAAAAGAUGUUUUGGUCAACUACUUCCCUCGGUAUAAAUUGAAGCGAUCAGGAACUGUAUACAUUGAUGAGCGACCGACAGUUUUCCAUACCAUUGCCUAUGGUAUACAGCAUGCGCUCGCUAUGUUCAGUGGCACAAUAGUUAUCCCCAUUGCUAUGGGGUUCGAUCCAAACACUUCACUCUUCUUUUCUGGUAUCUCGACUAUCAUUUUUUUCAUAUGCACGGGGGGUCGGGUACCCUCUUAUCUCGGUAGUUCUGGCUCUGUUAUCAGCGCGGUCCUUGCCGUUACAGGGUACAAUUCGGCCACAUCCACCACAGGCAUGAAUGAAAAUAUCCCAGUCGCUCAAGGCGGUAUUAUCGUCCUAGCACUGCUCUAUAUGUUCAUCUCGUUGCUGGUCAUCGUGUUUGGAUACAAAUGGGUGGAAUUUCUUAUGCCUCCGAUUGUUACCGGUGGUGUUGUCGCAGGUAUCGGCCUCCAUUUGGGCUACUCUGCGUUUAACCAGGCAACUGCAACACCAUUCGACUUUUACAUGGCUUUGACAACCGUAUUGGCCAUCAUGUUGAUUUCUGUCUAUGCACCUCUUCCAUCGCUCCGUCGGGUAUCAAUUCUGCUAGGUUUGAUUGUUGGCUAUGUAAUUCACAUCAUCUGUGGUGUCACUGGAGCUGGAUAUCCUGUCGAUUUUUCUGAUGUCUCUUCUGUUGCUUGGGUCCGAGGACCAAUUAUCUCUGGUCCUAUUGUGUUUGACAAGGUAGCAAUCAGUACUAUUGCACCGAUUGUUAUUGUUAUCGUAGCAGAAAAUAUGGGCCAUAUUAAAGCCAUCAGCUCGUUGACUGGAACGCCCAUGGAAAAGUACCUAGGACGCGCCUAUCUUGGCGAUGCCAUUUCAACACUGAUGGCAGGAUGCGUCGGCGCUUCACCUUUGACAACGUAUGCAGAAAACAUUGGUGUCUUGUCCGUAACACGCAUCUACUCGCCAGUGGUAAUCCUCGUCGCGGCAAUUACUGCUAUUAUUGUGGGAUUUAUCUCCAAAUUUGGUGCAGUAGUACGAAGCAUUCCUGAUGGCGUCUUUGGAGGAACAACUUUAGUUCUUUACUCUUUGAUCGCCAUAACUGGUAUCCGAGUUUGGGUUAUGAACAGAAUCGACUUUUCAGAUCCUCGCAAUGUCUUUGUUGGCGGUAUUCCGCUUAUUUUGGCAGCUGUUAUGACGGAAAAGACACUCGUCAUUAAUGAUUUUCAACUCGAUGCAGUGGGGGCAAGCACUUUUGCUUCGAUUAUCCUUUACCAAGUAUUGCGUGGUUAUGAUGGAUAUAAAGAAUACUGCAUGUGGAUCAAGCGACAAUACCGUUAUUACAAGUAUGGUAAAGAGGAACAGGAUAAUAACAAUAGUGCACUUCCAGCAGUGCGAAACGAUUCAAUCGCAAGCUCUUCAGAACAACAUGUAGCUGAUGAAAAAUAGUAAUUAGAAAAGUCCUCUAUACACCUCAUACCUAGCCUCCUAAUGAAUCUAUCUAUAUCACGCAUUCACACACACGUUUAUUCACAC
This is a messenger RNA of Zychaea mexicana, 2127 nucleotides long. Its product is annotated as permease family-domain-containing protein. The transcript is spliced from 10 exons. The record is from RefSeq and is a predicted model, not a curated record. NCBI's taxonomy places the organism in Eukaryota, Fungi, Mucoromycota, Mucoromycetes, Mucorales, Lichtheimiaceae. The coding region runs from base 412 to 2040 and encodes 542 amino acids. Gene Ontology annotation, biological process: xanthine transport; transmembrane transport. Gene Ontology annotation, cellular component: membrane. Gene Ontology annotation, molecular function: xanthine transmembrane transporter activity.